Molecule: messenger RNA, 1025 nt
Organism: Seriola dumerili (greater amberjack)
Lineage: Eukaryota; Metazoa; Chordata; Actinopteri; Carangiformes; Carangidae
Gene: dynlrb1
Product: dynein light chain roadblock-type 1
Exons: 4
Coding region: 98-388 (96 amino acids)
Biological process (GO): microtubule-based movement
Cellular component (GO): centrosome; cytoplasm; cytoplasmic dynein complex
Molecular function (GO): dynein intermediate chain binding
Source: RefSeq, a predicted model, not a curated record
UUCGCCCAGCAACAACACUGGACUGUUAGCUGUUAGCUGUUAUUUAGCGGCGCUCGGAGAUCAGUUUCUGACACAGAUUUUUCCUCACAUACUCAAAAUGGCUGAAGUGGAAGAGACGCUGAAGAGGAUCCAGAGUCAGAAAGGAGUACAGGGAAUCAUCAUCGUCAAUUCAGAAGGAAUCCCAGUCAAGACAACUCUGGACAACUCCAGCACGGUGCAGUACGCAGGACUGAUCCACCAGCUGGUGAUGAAGGCCAGGACCACUGUACGGGACAUUGACCCCCAGAACGACCUCACCUUCCUCCGGGUCCGCUCCAAGAAGAACGAGAUCAUGAUCGCUCCAGAUAAGGACUAUUUCCUGAUUGUCAUUCAGAACCCGUCAGACUGAGACAGAAGGAACUGCUGCCCGACUCAUUACUCUCUCUCUGUUCGUCUUUCAUAUCUAAACAGCCAUUUUUCUUUUUUUAUCCUGGUAAAUCAAAAGUACCUGUUUACCAGAAGCUUUUUAUGCACUUACUGUACGGAGACGUAAAGGCAGGGCAGGAUUUGAAGGUGGAUGAAACUGAAUCUUGGCUCAGUGACUAGAUGUGUGAGCAACACACUCAGUCACCCUGCAGGCAACAAAAAAAGAUUUCCCAUAUUUCAGCAUUCCAGUUCCGUCUCUUCCCCAAACAUAAUAUGUGUUACAUCACUGUGCUGAUCACAUAUGUAUUUUAGCAGCUGCUAAAAUAGAAGUAAGAACCUUAAAGCUGGACCAGUGCAAACAUGCAUGUGCUCAGUAUACAGGAGGCAGAAAGACCACAACACAUCUUUUGGUUUGAGGAUGUUUUUGGGGUUUUUUUUCAGUUCAAUCUUAAUGGAAAUCUUGAGAUUGUUAUUUAUUGUUUUUAUUGGCAAAAGAUGUUGAAGUGCAGUAUUUCAGUGGUGAGCAGCGAACUACACUACAAACACUUCUCUGGUCUUGCCAUGUCGACUUCCUGUUGGUUAUUUGUAACAAAUUAAGAAAUUAAAAAAUGUCAAAAUGA